UCAGGCUGCGGGUGGGACCGCGCACCGUCUGCACAAGGGCUAUGGAAGCGAGGCAGCUGUCUGGCAACGAGGCGAUGGAGGCUGGAGGAGGAGGAGGAGGAGAGCAUGGAGAUGAGGAGAGAGUCAAGACUGAGUGCCUGAGACUGACUGAAGAGAGAGACGAAGCUGAAAGACAGCUCAAGCACAUUAAGAGAGUUUCUCAAAUGGUAAUUGAGGAGGUGAACGUGCUACAGACUCAGCUUGAGAUUGAGAAGUCUUGUCGGGAAAAUGCUGAAGCAUUGGCAACCAAGCUGAACUGUGAGAACAAGAAGCUAAAAUAUCUGAGUCUGUCAUCUCGACCCUGUCUGGAUGAGCUCCUGCCCAGCAUUUCAGACUGCAUCGCUUUGGAGGAGGAAAGCGAUCCACAGGAGCACAGCCCAGACCCCUAUACCCAGUACCAACAGCAGGUUAAAGACCUUCAGGAAACAGUCAACACAUUACUGGAGGAAAAAAAGCAGCUAGCCUGUCAGUUACAGGAGCAGCAAAGACAGAUCGAGGAGCUGACAGCACUUACUGAAAAAGAGCAAGCAGAGAUGAAGGAGCUUCACAAGACCAUUGAGCAGCAAAACAAGACCAUCAAGAGGUUCAACAGAGUGUCCAUGAUGGCGGCAAAUGAAUAUGAAGGACUGAAGGAACAGUUGGAUCUGGAGCAGAACCUGAGGCAGAAGGCAGAGACCUAUGCACAUGAGAUGUUGGUGAAACAGAAAGAAGCCAACAGACAGAGUAUGAUUCUCCUGCAGCAGGCGGACCCUAGUGUUCAGCUGCUCAAAGCACUAGAGGACGUAGCAAAUGUAACCAAAACACUGGAGCAGGAACGCCUGCAGCACCAAGAAAAGGUGAAGGCAUUAGAGGUUGAGCUGGAUCAGAGUGCCUUGCGUAAGCAACUAGAACAGCUGCAGAAACAGCUGGAGUUACUGGACGAGGAGAAAAAAGACGUGGAAGAGCGUCUCCAGCAGGAGGUGAAAAAGUACAGUGACUUGGAGAGCAGAGUGCAAGAGCUGCAGGAGUCUCAGAAGAAGAGUGAAUCAGUGCCAGCUCCGUCUCCUGGGACUGCACCUCCCCCUGCUCCUCCUCCUCAACCCCCUCCUCCUCCCCCGCCUCCUCCUCCUCCUCCUCCCCCUCCUCCACCACCACCUCCCUCACGCUGCAACCCCAUCAGCUCUCUCAUCGCAAUCAUGAGGAAAUCUUCCAAGGCUGGAAAAGGAUCUCCAAAAUUAGAGCAGGCUCCAGCUCCAGAAGCAGAUGAUGUCAAAUUAAAGGCUGUAAAUGAAAUGAUGGAAAGAAUCAAGCAUGGGGUGGUUCUUAGACCUGUAAAAGGACAGGACACAAAGAGAUUUGUUUCCAAGCAAACAACUCCAGCAAGUGAGGAAAAGCACCAGGAGAGUGCUAUGGAGGAGCUAAAGGGCAUCCUGGAUACAGUAAAAAAGAGUCAGAGUCGUGGCUCUCAGGAGACAUUGCCUGUUAAGAAGGACAGUGAAUUGGAAGUUAUUCUCAGGAGGAGACGCAAGCAGGCCUGUGAACCAGCUUCCGCGGAUGAGGUGGAAGGUCAGAUCAGCAAAGUGUCCUCAAUUGAUAGUCUGAACGGCCGGCACAGUUCAGACUCAGGAAAAGACACAGAUAGGCCAAGCAGCAGCUCUCUCUCAGGGAGUGAUUCCAGCCCCAGGAGCAGCUCCGAUUUGGGCACUGAACCAAAUGCAAGCAAGCAAAAUCCUUCUGUGUGUACUUCAGGGAAAGAGUCCGCUGAACUGGUCAUCAAUGAUUCUUCUGCACGAGAGCAUAAGGAUGAAGAACAGGAGAAAAGUAGACGACACAGUGGCCUUAGUCACCCGGCUCAACAGGCGGACCCACAGGUGACGAUCAGCUCCACGGCAGACAGUACCAACGCAACAAACGGCAGCAUGGAUGCUGAGUGUUAACAGCAAUGAAUGGCACUAGCAGGACAGCUGCAACAUUUGCACAGAAUCUUUCUUUGUCCCUUUUCAUUUAAUUUUUUAUUCCAAAGUCCAGAUAUAUUUUUAGUUUUAGUUACUAACUGCCUUCUUAUGGAAUGCAACAGUUUUUUUCUUUUCAACAUGUUUUGACACCUAAAAGGCACAAGCUCAGUUGAAAAGUUGAUUGAUAUUAUGAUUGAAAUUGAUAUUAUUAUUAUUAUUAUUAUUAGAUCCUGUGGUAAUUCUAUUUGCAAAUUAGUUAUGGCCACAAUGAGUACAAUGAACAAAGAGAUUUUAAAAGCAUCAUAUGAAACGCAUUCCUAACCAGUGUCUUUUGGGUAUUUGGGUGUUGGUUAUUAAGUAAUUUUAAUGCUUUUUUUUGGUUUGUAAUUAUUUGUCUUGAUCUAAUGUUGGCCACCCAACUACGACGACUUCUUUCAGUUACCUGAACAGCACGAAUAGCGCUGAACAUUAAGCCCUUAAUUAAUGUUAUGAUUUUUACUAUAAUCAUUGUUUGUCCUGAUAAACACUUCACAGUGUAAAAAGACCAUGAACCAGUUAACAAUAACUGUUUUCUUA
Molecule: messenger RNA, 2549 nt
Organism: Clarias gariepinus (North African catfish)
Lineage: Eukaryota; Metazoa; Chordata; Actinopteri; Siluriformes; Clariidae
Gene: shtn3
Product: shootin 3
Exons: 18
Coding region: 42-1955 (637 amino acids)
Source: RefSeq, a predicted model, not a curated record